Molecule: messenger RNA, 1178 nt
Organism: Episyrphus balteatus (marmalade hoverfly)
Lineage: Eukaryota; Metazoa; Arthropoda; Insecta; Diptera; Syrphidae
Product: inositol oxygenase
Exons: 4
Coding region: 160-1038 (292 amino acids)
Biological process (GO): inositol catabolic process
Cellular component (GO): cytoplasm
Molecular function (GO): inositol oxygenase activity; iron ion binding
Source: RefSeq, a predicted model, not a curated record
ACGCGAAUCGUUUAAAAGUGUUUUAGAGCUUGACCUAAGUGAAUCGUUUUCUGGUUCAAGGCAAUACAUCUCGCGGAAUCUAUUUUGUUUGAAACUCACGUGAAUAUAUUGUAUUUAAUUUUUUUUUUUUUUGAAUAAGGACAUUGCAAUUCAAUUAAAAUGAAAUUCUUGCCACAGGGAUGUAUUGACAUCAUUGAUCCAUCGGAACUUCUUCGGCCAGAAGCUUCCUUUGCUGAUAAGAAGCUUUCCCAAUUUCGUGACUAUAGUGUUGAUGAAAAUGAUCCAUUAAAAGAACGUGUAAGACAAACUUAUCGUGAUAUGCAUCUCAAUCAAACGGUUGAUUUUGUAAAGGGUCGCCGCGAAAAAUGGCUUAAAUUCAACACUUUUAAGGCAAAUAUUCGGGAUGCUUUGGAAAAACUUAACGAUCUUGUGGACGAGUCUGACCCUGAUAUUAAUUUGCCAAACAUCAUUCAUGCUUUCCAGACCGCCGAGCGUGCACGUGCCGAAUUUCCACAACACGACUGGUUACAUCUGACAGCACUCAUUCAUGACCUUGGUAAAGUGAUGGCAUUUUACGAGGAGCCCCAAUGGGCAGUAGUUGGUGACACUUUUGUCGUUGGCUGUGAGUGGGGUAAAAGUAUUGUUUAUCGCGAUGAAAGUUUUAUUGGAAAUCCCGAUGGCGACAAUCCAAAAUACAACACAAAAUACGGAAUGUAUAAGCCCAACUGCGGCCUUGACAAUGUACUCAUAUCGUGGGGUCAUGAUGAAUACAUGUACCAAGUGCUGAAGCAUAACAAAUGCACAUUGCCUGAAGAGGCUCUGAAUAUCAUUCGUUUUCAUUCGUUCUACCCUUGGCAUAAUGGUGGUGACUAUGAACAUUUGUGCGAACCAAAGGAUGAACUUAUGAAGAAAUGGGUUUUGAUAUUUAAUCGUUAUGAUUUAUACACAAAAAGUACAAAAUACCCUGAUAUAGAAGAACUUUGGCCUUAUUACCAAUCAUUGAUUGACAAAUACUGCCCAGGAGAACUGGAAUGGUAAAAUUGUUAUGCUGAUGAUAUUAUUCUAAAAUAAGAGUUAUCUAAUUUAUAGUUGUAUGAUGUUUUUUUUACAUUAAAAUUUGUCUGUGGUGAAUAUAAAAAUUAAGCUUAUAAUAAAUACAUAUAAUAUUGGUUAUACGA